GUCGUUCGCCUUUUGAUGUGAUGCGCUCUCGAUAUACAGAGCCAGAGUCUUUUUAUCGCCCUCUUGUCGGCCCUUUGAGCGAGGGAUCCUGAACGGAUAUGGGUCAUAUGCUGUUGCCGAUAUGUGCAUCAACCCUUCGCUCGCCUCUCCGCGACCGGGGGCUUCGAGGACUCACCCGUGAUUUGAUCAUCUGUCACUUGAACCGCAAGACCAACGUCGUCUUGGUUGUCUCGCACCUGCACCGCAACCCCAAGUACUGGAAGGAUCCCAAUACCUUCAACCCCGAUCGCUGGAGCGAGCCGAUAGUGCCUGGCAGCUUCUUGCCAUUUGGCGAUGGUCCGAUGAACUGCAUCGGCCAGAAAAUGGCCAACAUCGAAACCAAGGUGUUCCUUAUCCGAACGCUCCAGCGGUAUAACCUCAAGCUGCUCGACCCUAGCCAGCUCCGCAUUAUCUUCUCGGCCACCCAGGGCUACAAGGACGGCGUCGAUGUCUUGGUCGAGAGACGAGUCCAGUAGUUGAAGAUGCCAAACCCCUCUGGGACCAUUUCAAUGUCCAGUCCGUCGCUAGCCCGCCAGCUGUGACUCGGGUGGUUCCACCUUCGGCCUACCUUCCGCUUCCUUCUCCUACUCUUCUUCUU
Molecule: messenger RNA, 637 nt
Organism: Polychytrium aggregatum
Lineage: Eukaryota; Fungi; Chytridiomycota; Chytridiomycetes; Polychytriales
Product: cytochrome P450
Exons: 2
Coding region: 99-515 (138 amino acids)
Molecular function (GO): heme binding; oxidoreductase activity, acting on paired donors, with incorporation or reduction of molecular oxygen; monooxygenase activity
Source: RefSeq, a predicted model, not a curated record